AUGGGGCAGCUUCUUUCGCAACCGAUCACAGAGAAAAAUAUUACACUUGUCCAGCACGAUCAUAUUUCGCAUUCAAUUGGGGAAAUGCAAGGAUAUAGGCUGACAAUGGAAGACGCGUUCUGUGAUUUGAACGAAAGAAUAUUUGUGACCAAAGAGGGGCUUGACUUCAGACGACAAGAGGAGGAUAAAAAAUGUGAUCUAGAAUCUGUUCAAAUUAACAUCUACGGUGUUUUUGACGGACAUGGCGGCUCAGGGGCAUCCAGAUAUGUUAGUCAGAAAUUGCCGUCGGUUCUAAGAGACGAACUUAUACGGACAAUCAAUGAUCUGCCUCAGGUAUCCAGGUCCAGGCUUUUGAAUUGCAAAGAAGUAUUAGAGACAAUUGAUUUUCCUCGACUUCUACGAUCAUCAUUCAUGAAAUGUGACUCUAUGUUUUAUAGACAUCACGAUAACAAUAGUGGAACAACAGCAGUGGUGCUAGUUAUCUUUUGUGGUUAUGCAUUUGUUGCCAAUUCUGGUGACUCAAGGUGUAUUCUAAGUCAAAACGGAGCUACAAAAACGUUGUCUUUUGAUCAUAAGCCGCGAAAUCUGGGCGAACUGAUGCGAAUCCAUAGCGACGGAGGUUACGUUUCCACCAACAGAGUGAAUUCAAUUCUAGCUUUGAGUCGAGCAUUCGGAGACUUUGGUUUCAAAAUACAUAAUGAAAACAAUUACUCCAGACAAUUAAUGUUCAGAACAGCCAAACACAAGUAUACCCCUCCUGAAGAAUACCAGGUAACUGCAGAGCCUGAUAUUCUUAUACAUAAGAUCACCCAACCUGAUGAGUUUUUUAUUCUUGCUUGCGAUGGAAUAUGGGAUUGCUACAAGUCUCAUGAACUAGUACGUUUGGUUAGGCAUCAUCUUUCACUGGGGAGAAAGUUACCUGAAAUCAACGAGAUAAUUCUUGAUAAUUGUAUCAAGAUGGCCAAUACAAUAACUGGCAUCGGAUUCGACAAUAUGACAUUGAUCAUCGUUGCCUUGCAUCAAGAUUACAGAGAUUUGAACAACUGGUAUACACGAAUGAAAUACAAAAUUUUGGACGAGCGUUUUGGACCGUCUGGGCAUUGA
This is a messenger RNA of Ogataea angusta, 1104 nucleotides long. RefSeq lists its product as uncharacterized. Bases 1 to 1104 code for a protein of 367 amino acids. Gene Ontology annotation, molecular function: cation binding; protein serine/threonine phosphatase activity. The record is from RefSeq and is a predicted model, not a curated record. The transcript has a single exon. Lineage: Eukaryota; Fungi; Ascomycota; Pichiomycetes; Pichiales; Pichiaceae. Gene Ontology annotation, biological process: protein dephosphorylation.